Messenger RNA from Rotaria socialis, 765 nucleotides. Lineage: Eukaryota; Metazoa; Rotifera; Eurotatoria; Philodinida; Philodinidae. The record is from the annotation of a GenBank genome assembly.
AUGCGUCGAGAAGAAAACUUAGCUUUUAUCACAUCCAAACGACCCGCAACAACUCUUGGUCUUAUUCCAAAAAAUCGUAUUUAUUCCGAAGAACAAAUGCGCGGUGCAUUAAUAUUUUCCGAUACGGAUUCUCGUCGUCAAAUAACUGUUUCAGGUAUGGGUGAAUUUUCGUUACCACCUGAUCGAGUUAAAUUAAUUGUCAUUAUUACAAGUACAAAAUCAAAUGCUAAUGAAGCUAAAACAAGUGUUGAACGUCGACUAAAAUAUGUCGAACAAACCCUACGAAACUAUGGAGUUAAAGACGCCGAUAAAUCGAUUGCUAGAUCUGUAACACGUCGUGACACAAUGUUUGAAGCUAUGACUGAAAUAACAGCAAUAUUUGUUGAUAUACAAUGUUAUCAAAAUUGUCAUAAUAUAUUAGUUGAAAAGCUCGAUGCACCUGUUGUACGUGUUCUUGAUCCAGUAUUUUCUCAUUCAACACUUCGACUUGAAAAUAUCAAACGUCAAGCAAGUGUACAAGCCGUUCGUAAUGCUAAACAUACAGCGGAAGAUAUCGCUCGAACAGUUGGUCUUCAUGUUGCAAAAGCCGUACAGAUAACCGAAGAAAACUACCAAGAAAAAGAAGGUGCCCUAGCUGUUUCCGGGCAACCCACAUCAUUUCAAAAUUUAAUUGAUGCAAAAACAAUAGUUGUACAUGUAACAUUGAAUAUUACAUUUGAACUUAAAGCAAAAGAACGGCAACGUAAAAAAAAUAAUGCACAAUAA